This is a messenger RNA of Penicillium macrosclerotiorum, 1011 nucleotides long. RefSeq names its product putative peroxisomal carrier protein. Gene Ontology annotation, biological process: transmembrane transport. The transcript is spliced from 4 exons. The record is from RefSeq and is a predicted model, not a curated record. Bases 1 to 1011 code for a protein of 336 amino acids. Lineage: Eukaryota; Fungi; Ascomycota; Eurotiomycetes; Eurotiales; Aspergillaceae.
AUGACCGGCCAAUCGAAGCCUGUACGCCUCUCUCCAUGGGGCAGCGCCGUUGCGGGUGCAACGGGCGCCGUGUUGGCAAAUGCGAUGGUAUACCCGCUGGAUCUGGUCAAGACGAAAUUGCAAGUCCAGGUCAAGCAAACCAAAGGCCAGGAAACAGAAGAGGGAGUUGACCACUAUGAUUCGACCAUUGAUGCAAUCACCAAGAUCGUGGAAAAAGAGGGCGUGAGCGGACUGUACUCUGGAAUGAUGGGCUCGCUGCUGGGUGUCGCCUCCACCAAUUUCGCGUACUUUUACUGGUACAGCGUUGUCCGAACCCUCUAUAUGGCCUCCCACAAGACCCCGAAGCCCCCAGGUACGGCCAUCGAGCUGUCUCUUGGCGCUGUUGCGGGUGCCGUGGCCCAGAUCUUCACCAUCCCGGUGGCCGUGGUCACCACCCGGCAGCAAACCCAACCCAAGGGAGAGAAGAAGGGCCUCAUUGAGACUGGCCGGGAGGUCGUGGAGAGUGAAGAUGGCUGGUCCGGCCUGUGGCGCGGCCUGAAAGCCAGCUUGAUUUUGGUUGUCAACCCCGCCAUCACUUAUGGAGCUUAUCAGCGACUGAAGGACGUCUUUUUCCCGGGCAAGAACAACCUAAAGCCAUGGGAGGCCUUCUUCCUUGGUGCGAUGUCCAAAGCUCUGGCCACCAUCGCGACUCAACCUCUGAUCGUCGCCAAGGUUGGUCUGCAGUCUCGUCCCCCGCCCAGUCGCAAGGGCAAGCCUUUCAAAACAUUCGGUGAGGUCAUGAAAUAUAUUAUUGAGAAUGAAGGUGUUCUUUCCCUCUUCAAGGGCAUCGGUCCGCAGAUCAUGAAAGGCCUUUUGGUACAGGGUCUUCUAAUGAUGACCAAGGAAAGGAUGGAGCUCCUUUUCAUCCUUCUAUUUGCCUAUCUCCAGCGUAUCAAGAAAGAGAAGCUGCGAAAGGCCGUUGACGUUGCUGCGUCAAAGGCCCAAGCCAGCAUGCCCGCAACCCUGAAAUAA